This is a messenger RNA of Dinoponera quadriceps, 597 nucleotides long. RefSeq lists its product as uncharacterized. The transcript has 2 exons. Lineage: Eukaryota; Metazoa; Arthropoda; Insecta; Hymenoptera; Formicidae. Bases 135 to 449 code for a protein of 104 amino acids. The record is from RefSeq and is a predicted model, not a curated record.
UCAAAAGCGAAGACUAAAAAUGAUAUAUAUAUUUCUUUUUAUUUUUAUAUUUGCAGAAAUGUCAAUCAGACGCAUGCGCAUUAUGUUCAAAAUACAUACCAAAGAGGAAGAAAAUUUAUUCCCUCACCGUGGUUAUGGGGAAGGACUCCUCUCUUUCCGUGGCAAAAGGCCGAGAAUUAAUUCCAUUAUAUUCUAAGAUUUAUUUUUGGCACCAUAUAAUUAUGCUAUUUAGGUAUAUAAGCCCUCGGUACAUGAUCCACUGGUUACGGAAAUUGUUGUCGGCAGGCAGAUUGGAAAUGAAAAUACUAAAACACUUGCAUGGAUUCACUGAAAAAAUUAUAGCGGAAAGAAAACUUUAUCAUAAACAAAUGAACGGUAGAUACUUGAAAAUUAUCGAAAAUAACGACGUGACAGAAACAGGCGGCGAAGAAAUAUAUGGAAGUACAUAAUUCAAACUUAAAUAUCCUUUUCGUCAUCAUAAUGUAAAAUAAUAAUCGGGCUUUUCAUUAAAGAAUCGAAAGAGAAACAAAUUUCGCAUCGAAACUAAAAGCACAUAAAAAAUGUACAUAAUAAAUCUAUUAGGAAAUAAACGUUAUA